AGUCUCACACAUCAUGAAACCCUCUUGUGUUACAUUCUUCAUUGCUCCAGUUUUGCAAUUUGCAGCCAUAUUAUUAUUUGCUGCAUUCAUCAAAGCUGACAAUGUGACUGGAAGUGGAAGUGCCACCUGGUUCUUCUCUCAUCCUGAAAUCCUGUAUAAUGAAACUGUGGCUGAACGAAUAUCGGACGAAUUAAAAAAUAUCAGCUCGGGAGGAGUUGCAACAGCCUUCCACAGGCCGGUUGGGAAUGGAUCGUUAUUUACUGAAAUCAAGGCCUUUUCAAAUGCAACUGAUGCUGCUGAAACCACUGUUAAAGCAGGACCGACUCAAUCAGAGCGACCAUUUAUAGAGCAGGGCUUUGGCAAGCUGAAAGUUCAGGAAGGGAAAUCUGUGAUUUUGCCAUGUAGAUAUCACAAUAAUGUUGAUGAGGCAUAUCCAGGUGGACUCUCUGUUACAUGGUACAGGGAAGACAUCACUGGGAGGAUGCCUAUCCUAACAUACAACACAUCUGACUCCACCAUCUAUUCAAACCGAGUCUUUCUGAGUGGUGAUCUGUCAAAAGGAGAUGCUUCUAUGACAAUUCUGAAUGUAACCAAAAGUGACCAUGGCAGAUAUUUCUGUACAUUGUUACUUCCCGAUGGGAGAGAUUUAAGUGGUGACGGAGCACAUCUUGUGGUAAAACAAAAAGCAGAGAUUUUUGGUUUUAAAGAAACUGUAGGGAUGACUGUUGGGAUUGUGGCAGCUGCUGUUGGGAUUUGUCUUGGCAUUUUGACAGUAAUUGUGCCACACUUCAGGGAGAAGAUGCCAUGUCAAAUGUCAAAUGCACCAUCAGCAUGAAAGGUAUUGCACAUUUCUGCAAUCAAUAUCAUCUUUUAUAAGUUUCCAGUCAUUAUUUAAUAAAAGUGGUCACAUUUAGUUGUUUUUAUUGUUGGCAUGGGUGUCAAACAUAGUGCUGCUUGCUAUGAGAUUAUUUAAUCAUAAAUGCACUUUAAAAUGGGUGUUUAAACUGUAGCUGUCUGUGUUACUAAACCCAGGUGGUUGAGGGGAAGAAUGUACGCAAUAUUUGGGUGAAGAGACAGAUCAGUCCUAAUCCUUGUUUGGAUGUUGGAUUUGUUGGUCUGUAUACUACUGGUUGACUCACAUUCUGGAGGACUUCUGAUUUGUGAAUACUUUAAUUCCAGUCUUUUCACAGAAUACAAAUAUUUUUGUAUUCAUGGUAUUAAUGGUUGCUUCAGUCCAUCUUUUUGAAGCAGAUCUUUUUCAAUGUCUUUUAAAAUCUCAAAUAAAAUGAUCAGCACAACAGCAGUAAUUUUAUUUAAUGUAUUAUAUUAUGAGCAUAAUUGUCAUGUUAAUAUCAGGCCAGAGGUUGUACUAAAUGUUUUUUAUAUUUAAUUCUUAUGAUCAGUUCAUAGAAUCAUAAAGCACAA
Molecule: messenger RNA, 1425 nt
Organism: Callorhinchus milii (elephant shark)
Lineage: Eukaryota; Metazoa; Chordata; Chondrichthyes; Chimaeriformes; Callorhinchidae
Exons: 4
Coding region: 14-835 (273 amino acids)
Cellular component (GO): membrane
Source: RefSeq, a predicted model, not a curated record